AUGUCCCCGCUGCAGAUCUCGGUCUACUGGCGCCUCUUUCUCAUCUACUUCUUAACUCCUUUUCUCUUCUUUCUCGACAUCUUCACGGCCGCCAUCGCAGCCAAAACCUGUCGCCAUGACAACGCAACUAACAGUCCCGCUGUCGGGUCUGGGCUGCUUCCGCUACAGAGCAACCAAUCAGAGCGCGGGGAAUUUUCCGGAGGUGAAGCUGAUUGGUGGACCCAAAACGAGGAGACGUUUUGGUGCAAUCAGUGGUUUUCCUGCAGGUUUGGGAAGCGCCCGUUGCUGCUGGUGUCUGCGUGCGUGCACACCUUCUGCGGCAUUGUGCCUGCUUUUCUCCCCCAGCCAAUCAUCUUCCUCGCUGUCCGCUGUCUGACGGCAGUUUCCUGCAGCUGCAUCACCAUCUGCGCCUUCAGUCUGGCCGUGGAGUGGACUCUCCCUGCUGCUCGGCUCUGGCCGCCAGCCUUCCUGUCCUUCUGCUUCAGCCUGGGGACGAUGGGCGGGGCUCUGGUGGCCUGGCUCAGCCCUACCUGGACACACCUGCACCUGAUGGUGGCCUUGCCACAGUUACUGUGUCUGCCACUCUACCUUUCAAUCCCAGAGUCUCCUCGUUGGUUGCUGUUACAGAAGAAGAUGGAUAUUUUGGAGCGCUACUGGAGCAACAGCCCUGCAGAUGAGCAGCAUCUGAACCAGCUGCUGGACUCAGCCCAGUCCGACCUGAAGAAAGCUGCAGAGACUCGGACAGAAACACCUGACAGUGGUGGCCACGCCCACAGCAACAUCAUCCACCUGAGACACCCGACCAUCCUGCUGCGCCUGCUCAUCAUGAGCUUCCUGAGUAUUGGAAUUUCAUCAACAUACUAUGGGAUUUGUCUGAACAUCGGAUCGUUUGGAGUCGGAGUCUACACCGCCCAGUUCUUCUCGGGUCUCUCAGAGGUUCCCUGCCUGCUCGUUCCUUUGGUCCGGCUCGGACGUCGGCUGAUCAGCAUGCUGUCUCUGUUCCUGAGCGGGACCGCCUGCGGUUUAGCUUUCCUGUUGUCCCUAUAUAACUGUGAACCGAUUCUGGUGAUGAGUCUAGCUCUGCUGGGAAAACUCUGCAUCCAGGCCGCCUACUUCAUCUCUGUUCUGUACAGCAUUGAACUGUUUCCCACGGUGGUCAGACAGCGCUGCGUAUCACUGGUCAGCCUCGCCUAUCGGGUUGGCUCUCUGGCUACAACCUUCCUUCCCUCCAGUCCAGACGGAGCACUCUCUUUGGCUGCCAUGGUAGUGUACACCAGCGGACCCAUCGUAGGCUGUGGUUUGUGCAUGUUGCUACCAGAAACCAGUAGCGCCCCACUUCCAGACUCGUUCGAGGACUGCGACAGAAAGUCUGAGUCCCACCCCGCCAGCAUUGAUGACCUCUGGAGGUCACGGUCAUCAGCGAGCAGCCAGACCAGCAAAACGGAGACACUCCUUCCAGAGAAAGACGACGCACUAAAAGCCAAUACACCGUUCCUGUAACGGCAGCCAAAGCUUUCAACCGAAUCAAACCAAUGUUUAAAACAUUCUAUGUUUAUCCAUACGGGAAACAGAAAAUCUCUUUACAUAGACCAUUUUAAAUUUUG
Molecule: messenger RNA, 1604 nt
Organism: Nematolebias whitei (Rio pearlfish)
Lineage: Eukaryota; Metazoa; Chordata; Actinopteri; Cyprinodontiformes; Rivulidae
Product: solute carrier family 22 member 13
Exons: 9
Coding region: 1-1500 (499 amino acids)
Biological process (GO): transmembrane transport
Molecular function (GO): transmembrane transporter activity
Source: RefSeq, a predicted model, not a curated record